Messenger RNA from Seminavis robusta, 904 nucleotides. The record is from the annotation of a GenBank genome assembly. Lineage: Eukaryota; Bacillariophyta; Bacillariophyceae; Naviculales; Naviculaceae.
CACGCUGCCACGCUGCCACGCUUAUGAAAAGAGCAGCUCCACAAACGAAGUAAGGAAAGCUGAAUCAAAAGGCUCACAAACUGACACACCCUUAUCCAGUGUCAACUCAUCCCGAAAGCAAAGAUAGCCAACCAUGAAGACAACCAAUGGAAAGUCGAAGACAGGUCCAACCAAGGCUAAAGAAACCUCCACCAAGAAGAAGAUUGACAGCGCGAACAAGAAGAAGGCCAACAGUGGAGGCGGCAAGAAGAGUAAGGACGGCAUGACUGCGGAGCAGAAGAUCCUGGAUGUGAUUGCGAAACUCUACGCUGGUGGAAACAAAACACCCAAGCGAGAACAGGUGGCGAAGUUGUGUGCCAUUGCAGCCAAGACCCUGGCGAAUACGGUGGCAAAACUGAAGAAGAAGGAUCUUGUGGAAUGCCCUGACGCGCAGACGCUUGGUUUGACCGAAAGUGGCCUCGAACACGUGGGCGAUUUGGCGAGUGCGGGCAGCAGCAAUGAGGAAGUGCAUGAACGCAUCAAGAACGACCUCAAGGGGAAGCAGGUGACAUUGUUUGAUCUCUUGGCGGACGGGGAGGUUCACGAAAAGGAUGACAUCGCGGAGAAGUUGGGCUACGAAAACAGGUCCGUGAAAGCGUUUGCCAACCUGAUUGGAGCUGUCAAGGGUAAAGGCAUCGUAAUUUAUCCAACCCCUGCUACGAUCCAGCUAGACAAGGAGAGAUGCUUCCCCUUUGCUUGAAAGUCUGCCGUGGAGCCGCAUCAGCAAUUCUGGUUUUCCUUUUCCAUGGCGAGCCUCAAGUACGAAAGUGCUGCUGUCUAGCUAGCUGUGUCAUUUUCAUGGUGCUGGCUGCCUUUGUUAUGUUUCCUUGGCCGUAACUCUAACUAGGAAUAUCUAUUUACCAUC